Molecule: messenger RNA, 2331 nt
Organism: Sinocyclocheilus anshuiensis
Lineage: Eukaryota; Metazoa; Chordata; Actinopteri; Cypriniformes; Cyprinidae
Product: lamin-B receptor-like
Exons: 14
Coding region: 117-1952 (611 amino acids)
Biological process (GO): cholesterol biosynthetic process
Cellular component (GO): nuclear inner membrane
Molecular function (GO): Delta14-sterol reductase activity
Source: RefSeq, a predicted model, not a curated record
GAGGAACGAAUUCAGAGCGGGGGCCAGUGUUUUUAAAACAAUAUUCUUUAUUUGAUGAAGUUCCGUGGAUAAGCUUUAGAGAUUUUUAGGAUAUUAAGAUCGACUCAAGGUAAACAAUGCCGACUGCAAGGUUUCAGAUUGGAGAUACUGUAAUGGGCCGUUGGCCUGGCAGUAACCUUUAUUAUGAGGUCAAGGUGCUGAGUUAUGACAACAAGACUCGGCUCUACACUGUCAUCUACAAAGAUGGUACUGAACUGGAGCUGAAGGAAUCUGACAUCACGAGUCUGACAAUAUUUAAGCAGGGCGUUUCACGCUCUCGGUCCAGAUCCCGCUCUCGUUCACCGGGACGCCCUCGUCGCAGUCGUUCCCGUUCUCCAGCUAGGACGUCCCGCCAAUCUUCCUCUCGCACCACAGAUGUUCGCAAGGAAAAACUCAAAGAAGCAUUGGAGGUCCGACUCACCCCUGUGCCGGUGACACACGAGAACAAUAGCAACAGCAAACAUGAGAAGAAAGAGGAAAAUAAUACAGCUAAUACAGCUUCCACAAUCACUGAGGAGAAGACAGAGACUGAAUCCGAGAACCAGGCAGGUGGGCGCUACAAUCUACGGCGCAGGAAGGACCAGGGCGAUGGCAAGACAGUAGAGUUGGAGCAAAAGACAGAGACGGAGACAUUACCGCAAACUAAACCACCCACUGCCAGUGCCAUCAAGACGACUGAUCUGGAGUUCGGAGGAAGAGUUGGUGUGUUCUUCCUGAUGUUUCUGUUGCCUGUGGCUGUGUUGGCAUUGCUCAUUCUCGGCGGGCAGAAGGAUGCCAGUCUCCAGAGCUUCCCUCUUGAGCUCCCUGCCCUUCAGUCUCUCUGGGACUGUCAGGUCUUUGGCAUCGUCCUGCUCUGGCUUCUCUUCCAGGCCGUUCUCUCCCUGCUCCCUGUCGGAAAGCUCGUUGAAGGAAUGCCUCUCAAGAAUGGGAAAACUUUGAAAUACAGGAUUAAUGGUUUCUAUGCACUUCUCCUCACGGCUGUGGCAGUAGGUGUUGCCAUGUAUCAGGAGGGGGAUCUCAGCUACAUCCAUGCUCACUUCCUGCAGUUCUACACCUCGGCCCUGCUCAUCGUCACUCUUCUCAGCAUCUACCUUUUCAUCCGCUCCCGCUGGGCGUCUGAAGAUGAGCUCGCUCCUGGAGGCAACUCUGGCUACAUUAUCUAUGACUUCUUCAUGGGCAGAGAGUUAAACCCCCGCAUCAAGAACUUCGAUAUCAAGUUCUUCUGUGAAAUGCGCCCAGGCCUGAUGGGUUGGGUAUUGAUUAACUUUGCAAUGUUGCAAGCUGAAAUGAAGCACCAGAAUCUAGAGAAUCCCUCUCCAGCGAUGCUCCUGGUCAACAUCUUCCAGCUCCUGUGGGUCGUUGAUGGCUUUUGGCAUGAGGAGAAACUUCUGACUAUGAUGGAUAUAGUGUACGAUGGCUUCGGAUUUAUGUUGACAUUUGGAGAUCUGGCUUUUGUUCCCUUCACAUUCACCUGUCAAGCCUACUAUCUAGUCAGCCAUCCCAAUGAACUCUCUGCAUUCUGGAUCAUUACUCUCAUCACUAUGAAUGGAGUUGGAUACUAUAUUUUCCGGAAAGCCAAUUCUCAGAAGUUUGCCUUCAGGAAGAACCCUUCUGACCCAGCAGUGUCUCACCUGAAAACCAUCCCUACUGCAACUGGAGAGAGUCUUAUUGUGUCUGGUCUCUGGGGGUGGGUCCGUCAUCCUAAUUACUUGGGUGACAUCAUCAUGGGGUUGGCCUGGUCUCUGCCGUGCGGAUUCAACCAUUUGAUCCCGUACUUUUACCUGAUUUACUUGAUCACUCUGCUGGUGCACCGUAACGCACGGGACGAGCACCAGUGCAGGAAAAAGUACGGCUCUGCGUGGGACGAGUACUGCAAAGCUGUCCCGUACCGCAUUUUCCCAGGAAUAUACUGAGGACUCACAGACUCGAUCUGUUACGGACACUCGGGGCAAAUAAAACUUUCCUCAGGAUGACAUUGAAUGAAUUGUUAGCAGCUUGGCGUCUUUUUUUAAAUCUUUGACUUUUUUGUAAUUGAGCAUCAAAUUAAAAACCAAAUUUUCUGCAUUGUCACAAAACGUUUACGGAUUGUGGACACUGCCCCAUUUUCGAUCUCUUAAAGUUGUAUAUUGUUGUACAGAUGUUUUUUUUUUUUUUUUACUCACAAGAUUGUUUUGCAUAAUCCGUAACUUUAAAUCUCAUUUUAUGUACACAUAUACACAUUUAAAGUAUCUGCUUGGCUAUUUACCGUUGGCUUUUGUAAUGACAGUUUGUGUAAUGCUUUUGUAUAUUGUG